UACCAGCAGCAGUACUUCUGAAAUGAGCCAUGAUGAAGUAUUUGCUAUCUUUGGUGAUGAAGAUUUCCAAAAGCGCAGUAACAAUCACAACCACAGUCACAAUCAUAAUCACAAUCAUAUCACAAAUACUAGUAGUGGUGGUGCUACUGUCAAUAGUAGCAGUAGUAUUACACACAGCACUACUACUACUGCUACUGCCACUACUAAUACUACUAAUACUAAUAGUAAUGGUGGUGGUGGUGGUGGAGGAGGAGGAGGCGGAACUACAAGUGGUUAUGACUCUAGUGUGGAGUCUACUUGUGAUGAUGGAAGCUCUUCAGAAGACGAGGACUCAGAAGACGAACCAUUGAAUGGUUGGACAGACGAAGAGAUCUUGCGUGGGCGAUACAACAGUACGAUCGCAAAGGGAUUAGAGAACAUUAACAUUAACAAAGCUUAAAAAACAAAAAUUCUGCUGAUUUGUACAAUACUAAUAAUAAAUAAAUAAAUAAAUAAAUCCAAAUUCAAGUAU
Phycomyces blakesleeanus NRRL 1555(-) is the source of this 511-nucleotide messenger RNA. RefSeq lists its product as hypothetical. The record is from RefSeq and is a predicted model, not a curated record. The transcript has a single exon. The coding region runs from base 23 to 439 and encodes 138 amino acids. Lineage: Eukaryota; Fungi; Mucoromycota; Mucoromycetes; Mucorales; Phycomycetaceae.